Lepus europaeus (European hare) is the source of this 2159-nucleotide messenger RNA. It is a transcript of the gene KANSL2, whose product is annotated as KAT8 regulatory NSL complex subunit 2. The transcript is spliced from 10 exons. Gene Ontology annotation, cellular component: NSL complex. The record is from RefSeq and is a predicted model, not a curated record. Lineage: Eukaryota; Metazoa; Chordata; Mammalia; Lagomorpha; Leporidae. The coding region runs from base 84 to 1562 and encodes 492 amino acids.
AGGAGCCGGGCCGAGUUAGGAGCGGCUGGCGCGGCCAGAGAAGGGCGAGCUCCUCCGGAGAGCGCGGCAGUGGAGGUUUUGGUAUGAAUAGGAUUCGGAUUCACGUCUUGCCAACCAGUCGGGGUAGGAUCACCCCGGUGCCCAGGUCUCAGGAGCCCCUGUCUUGCUCGUUCACUCAUCGUCCGUGCUCUCAGCCUCGUCUGGAAGGGCAGGAAUUUUGCAUUAAGCACAUCCUUGAAGACAAGAAUGCGCCCUUCAAGCAGUGCAGUUACAUCUCGACCAAGAAUGGAAAAAGAUGUCCCAAUGCUGCCCCGAAACCAGAGAAGAAGGAUGGGGUGUCCUUCUGUGUGGAACAUGCCCGCAGAAAUGCCCUGGCGCUUCAUGCUCAGAUGAAGAAGACCAACCCAGGGCCUGUGGGUGAAACACUCCUGUGUCAGCUGAGCUCAUAUGCCAAGUCGGAGCUGGGCUCCCAGACUCCAGAAAGUAGCCGCAGUGAAGCCAGCCGCAUCCUGGAUGAAGACAGCUGGAGUGAUGGGGAGCAGGAACCCAUUACUGUGGAUCAGACAUGGAGAGGUGACCCUGACAGUGAAGCUGAUAGCAUAGACAGUGAUCAAGAAGAUCCCCUAAAACAUGCUGGUGUCUACACAGCCGAAGAAGUGGCCCUGAUUAUGCGCGAGAAGCUGAUUCGUUUGCAGUCUUUGUACAUUGACCAGUUUAAACGACUUCAGCAUCUGCUGAAGGAGAAGAAGCGCCGGUACUUACAUAACCGCAAAGUGGAACAUGAAGCCCUAGGUGGUAGUCUCCUGACUGGCCCAGAGGGACUUUUGGCCAAAGAACGUGAGAAUUUGAAACGAUUAAAAUGUCUGCGGCGGUAUCGCCAGCGCUAUGGAGUUGAAGCGUUACUACACAGGCAGCUGAAGGAACGCAGAAUGCUAGCCACAGACGGGGCCGCUCAACAGGCCCAUACCACUCGUUCUAGUCAGAGGUGUUUAGCCUUUGUGGAUGAUGUUCGCUGUUCCAAUCAGUCUCUUCCUAUGACCAGACACUGCCUUACUCAUAUCUGUCAGGAUACGAAUCAGGUUCUCUUCAAAUGCUGCCAGGGAUCUGAAGAGGUUCCCUGCAACAAGCCGGUUCCUGUAAGCCUCUCUGAGGAUCCCUGCUGCCCACUGCACUUCCAGUUGCCUCCUCAGAUGUAUAAGCCCGAGCAGGUACUGUCUGUGCCAGACGAUCUGGAAGCCGGCCCCACGGAUCUGUACUUGAGUGCUUCUGAGCUUCAGCCCACUGAGAGUUUACCUCUGGAGUUCAGUGAUGACUUGGAUGUUGUGGGUGAUGGUAUGCAGUGCCCUCCGUCACCCCUGCUUUUUGAUCCUUCACUCGCCCUUGAAGAUCAUUCAAUCAAAGAAAUGGCUGGAGGCCCAGCGGAUAUCUUGGGCCAGAUGCAGAUGGCUGGAGAAGGGUGCAGAUCCCAGGGAUCUCGAAAUCCUGAGAAAGCCUCUGCACAGUUGCCUCAGAGUGGCUUGGCCACUGCAAAUGGGAAGCCAGAACCUACGUCCAUCAGUUGACAGUUUGCUUUGAAAACGAUUUGACUUUGGUGGAUUUUAAUUUCCCAUUCUUCAGAAAAAUGUCUCUGAUCAUCUCUCACUGUUUAUGGCAAUCCAGACUACCUUGGUUUUCUUCUGGGUUACUAAGUCCUGCAGUCAGACAUGAAACCAGAUUUGGGGAGAGUGGAAUAGUAUUGUCAGAGUCGUGGGGCUCUUCCUACCCUGGGCAAGGAAGAGCAAGGAGGAAGAGGAUCCCUUGUCAAAGCUGGGAGUGAAUGCAUGUCUGUAAUGGGGUUUCUCAAGUCACAUUCAGGGAUCCACGCAGGUGAGGACUGUUUAUGGAUGGUGCCCUUGAAGUACUGGUGGCCCCAAUGCCUGGCUGUCUCUGAGGCUGAGGGGAUUGUAGCCCUUCCUCUUCCGCUGAAUUGGGCCAUCUGACACCUCCUCCUCCGAGGAAACGGCUCACGGGUCUGGGCUCUCCCUAACUAUCCAUCUGUUCCUAACCUAUGUCAAUUUCUGUGGUUGUUUAUCUUAUGUAAGAUAUAGUAAAACUUUAUUGUAUAUAGUUUCUAUUAAAUGUUACGAAAAUGUAAAACAGUCACCUGACCUGAAUGAAUA